AUGAGUGAAGAUGUACUACAUAGACAUAGAACAACAAAUCAUGACUUAAAUAUUCAAUUCAAUCGUGAAAUUUAUAACGAAGCUUUGAUUAUGAUCGAAGACUUAUGUUUACUUAUAUCAAAUCAACCACUUAAAUUAUUAGGAUUGUAUUCGCCAAAUCGUUUGGCAACUGAUAUGCAGCGCGAACUUCAGUAUAGCUCUGAAGAUUUGGUUGAAUUUGUCACAAGAAGCGAACAAAUCAAUGCUUGCCUUAAAUCAUCUAUUUUGUGGCGAAGUGUCCACAUAUUGCGAAUUACCGAAAACAUGCGUGUUGGACUACAGAGAGAUUUAGCUGCAGAACUGUUUGCCAAACCAUUGCUGGAUAUUGUUAAUGGAAACAACCAUCAAUGGCUUCAAAAUAGAGCGUUUCUGGCUGCCAAGAACUUAGAUGUCGAUGAAAUCAAUUCAAAAAUUCAAGCUAUGCUACCUGGUGAUUUAAUUUCGUUAAAAUCCAUCGACACAGUGGUAGAUGAAAACGAGAUUGUGAAUUAUCCCACUGAGUACUUAAAUUUGUUUGAUUUGCCAGGACUACCACCACGCAAUUUACUUUUAAAAGUUGGUUCACCAAUCAUUUUAUUACACAAUCUAAACCCACUAAAAUUAUGUAAUGGAACAAGAUCAGGAAAAUUCAGAGGAGAAAAUAUAUUGCUUCCACGCAUACCAAUUAUACUAACCGAUGAUCCAAUUCAAUUCAAACGAUUGCAAUUUCCAAUUCGUUUAGCAUUUGCGAUGACAAUUAAUAAAUCUCAAGGUCAAACAUUAAAAGUAUGUGGACUGAAUUUGGAAAAUCCAUGUUUUUCGCAUGGGCGACUAUAUGUUGCAUGUUCCCGUGUUGGAAAACCUUCUGAUCUCUGUAACUACGGUCAAAAUGGCUUAACAAAAAAUAUUGUUCAUGAUUUAGCUUUAAGAUAA
This is a messenger RNA of Teleopsis dalmanni, 951 nucleotides long. RefSeq lists its product as uncharacterized. The transcript has 3 exons. The record is from RefSeq and is a predicted model, not a curated record. The coding region runs from base 1 to 951 and encodes 316 amino acids. NCBI's taxonomy places the organism in Eukaryota, Metazoa, Arthropoda, Insecta, Diptera, Diopsidae.